This is a messenger RNA of Gigantopelta aegis, 4196 nucleotides long. RefSeq names its product serine/threonine-protein kinase RIO1-like. The record is from RefSeq and is a predicted model, not a curated record. Gene Ontology annotation, biological process: peroxisome organization; maturation of SSU-rRNA. NCBI's taxonomy places the organism in Eukaryota, Metazoa, Mollusca, Gastropoda, Neomphalida, Peltospiridae. The transcript has 30 exons. Gene Ontology annotation, cellular component: cytosol; peroxisomal membrane; preribosome, small subunit precursor. Gene Ontology annotation, molecular function: protein serine/threonine kinase activity; ATP binding. Bases 117 to 3005 code for a protein of 962 amino acids.
GUUAGGAACGAGCACGUUGUGAAAUGAUUUACUAGUAUGUGAAUUUAGUUUGCAAGUGAUUUAAAUAACAGCAGCGUAUUCUUUCAGUUUAACCGGUUUUAAAACCUUCAUUGAUUAUGGAAGAGAUUGUUGUUGGUCAGUUUGAUGAUGCUGAACAAAAUAAUGAAGAAAGUAUAUCUACAGAAAAUCCAAUUUUGCUGAAAGAUGUAAACAUUGAAAGUGAUGGCAACCCAGAUGAUUAUGACAGUGAAUAUGAGGAUGAUGAUGAGGAUGCUGACUAUGAUUGGGAAGAUGGAAUUGGAGAUUUAACCAAGAAAUAUAAAGCAGCUGUCACAAGUAAUAAACAGCCCAAUUCAAGACAGCCCAAUCAGCAAGUGAAGAAAAACAUUUCAAAGUUUCAGCCAGCAGAAAAAUCUUUGCACAAAUAUGUGCAGAAGAUUAAUGUUGAGAAGUACUAUGGCCCUGACUUGUCAAGCUUUGCAGUAUCCUCACUUGCUCAGACUGGUAGAAAAAUGGAUGCAGACAGUUACCGCGGUAAGGACAAGGCUGAUAGGGCGACUGCUGAGCAGGUCAUGGAUCCGCGCACUCGGAUGAUUGUCUUCAAGAUGCUGAGUCGCGGGGUCAUGACAGAAAUCAAUGGCUGCAUCAGCACGGGGAAGGAGGCCAAUGUCUAUCAUGCUACUGCCAAGGAUAAACCUGACAGAGCAGUCAAGAUCUACAAAACCUCAAUACUUGUAUUCAAGGACCGAGACAAGUAUGUGACGGGAGAGUUCAGGUUCAGACAUGGGUACUGUAAACACAAUCCAAGGAAAAUGGUGAGGACCUGGGCAGAAAAAGAAAUGAGAAAUCUGAUACGAAUCCACCAGGCUGGGAUAAGAUGUCCUGAACCUAUAAUGCUCCGGAGUCACGUGCUGGUGAUGGGCUUCAUCGGGUCUAAUGGCUGGCCAGCUCCGCUUCUCAAAGAUGUGACACUUUCCGAGUCGAAGGCCCGAGAACUGUACCUCGAGUGUAUUCAUAUGAUGAGAUCUUUAUACCAUGAGUGUCAUCUCAUCCAUGCAGAUCUCAGUGAAUUCAACUUGUUAUAUGACGAUGGUCAUUUGUGUGUAAUUGAUGUAUCCCAGUCUGUGGAACAUGACCACCCCCACGCCCUGGAGUUCCUCAGAAAGGACUGCACCAACAUCACAGAAUACUUCCGAAAGAAUCAAGUUUCAACUAUGACAAUAAAGGAAUUAUUUGACUUCAUUACCGACUUGGCGAUUACAGAAGAAAAUAUUGAUGACUACCUUGAUAAAGCAAUGUCAAUUUCAGCAAAUCGAACUUACCAAGAUGUCUCAGAACAAGAAAAAAUAGAUGAAGAGGUUUUUAAGCACUCUUACAUCCCACGUACACUAGAUGAAGUCAUCAAUUUUGAGCAAGAUUACAGAAAGGCGAAAGCAGGCACUGGAGAAAAGGUUUUGUAUCACACAGUCACAGGAUUGAAUCAAGAUCUGUCCGGAGUUCAAAAGACCCCACAUUUGUUAGAUAAGUCACAAGACGACGGGGUCUGUGAGAGACUAAAAGGCAGUGGUGAUGCGAGUUCUGAUUCCGACAGUGACGGGUCUGGAUCCCAGUCUGGUGAUGAUGGAUUCGGUUCACAGUCUGGCAGUGAAGGAGACGAGACACACGGUAACAAACCUAUCUCAAGAAGACCAAGAGAUGAAUCUCCCAACAGUAAAAAGUUACGGAAAAAGGUGACAAAAGAAGCUCAACGAGAGAAAAGAAAAACAAAAGUUCCCAAACAUGUAAAGAAGAGAAGAGAGAAAAUUACAAAACAGGGAAAACCCAUAUUUAACAACUUCUUAAGUUGGAAGCCAGCAGAGAUGAAGUAUGAUGAUGAUGUAUUGACUGCAACAACUAUGUUUAGCAGACUUUGGAAUUUUAUUAAACGACAUCGAAAGAAAUUUAUAUUCACUGGAACGGUGGUUUGUGGAGGAUGGCUGAUUUACAAGUAUUUACAGAAAAGGAUCAAAGAGCUACGUGAUACAGAUGACAAGGAGUAUAUAACGUUGGCCAGAAAACAACAUCACUUUGAGAGUAACCAGAGAACAUGCAACAUGACAGUUUUAUCAAUGCUGCCAAACCUAAGAGAAAAUGUGGAGAGAAUCCUCAAUUCUGAACCUGUUACUGCAAUGUUGAAAUCAAAUCCAUCAAAUAAGCUUCAGCUGUGGGAAGAAUUAAAAAUACUGAGUUUUACCCGAUCCAUCACAGCUGUGUAUGGAUGCAGCAUCAUGUCCUUAUUACUGCGGGUACAACUCAACAUCAUCGGAGGGUACAUCUAUCUGGACAGCCUCUCAGGUGGAAAUAAAACAGCUAGUCAUGAUGGUAAAGCAGUGUUAGCACCGCAGCAUCUUCAGCAGCGCUAUCUUUCUCUCGUCAAGUAUUUUCUCAAUCAGGGUCUUAAAGAUUUAGCACUCUACAUACAACAGGUUGUGUCUAAGGAGAUAUCCAGUUUAUCAUUAAAACAAGGUAUAUCACUGACCAAUAUUCAUGGUAUAAUGACACACAUUCGAGAACGCAUCGAAUGCGGAAGAUCCGACUUGAUUUGCCACAUUCCCACAAUGCCUCUCUGUCAGUACAUGCUUCCUGGGGAACAAGUUAUCAGCAUGGAAAUGAGAAGUCAAGAGGAUCAGAUAUAUGAUCGACUAGUUAAUGAAACUAGGGAUAUAAUAGAAAGUACUGAUUUCCAUGCCGUGUUACAGAACUGUCUUGACCGAGGCUUCUCGUCGUACAUGGACUGCCUUGCAGAGCACUACAAGCAUCAAACCAAACCUACUUCACAUUUACAUGACGUUACAAUUCCUCUAGCCAAGCUGGUUCCAGUGGUAGACACAUUGCUGUACAAGUUGUGUUGUGAUGCACCAAAUCCUCUGAUGCAGGAAUUGCUGCUAUUGGAGGAUGUGAAGACACUGUCAGCCAAUAUUUAUGAAGCAUUUAGUGACCAAGUGGAGACAACCAAGACAGACUGAUACGAAUGCAGUUUUAUGGGUUGUUACAUGUGGACUAACAUAGGUGUAAUUUAAUACAUAUUAUGUGUAUUCAAUCAAUCAUCCAUUUGACACAUGCUUACAUUCACUGAAGAUUCAAGCAUGUCUAAUAUGUAUUGUUACAUGUGGGUAACAUACAUUUCAUUUAAUACACUUAUAUGUAUUUAAUCAAUCAACCAUUUGACACAUGCUUACAUCCACUGAAGAUCAAGCAUGUUUAAUAUGUAUUGUUACAUGUGGCUGACAUACAUGUCAUUUAAUACACAUUAUGUGUAUUCAAUCGAUCAUCCAUUCGACACAUGCUUACAUCCACUGAAGAUUCAAGCAUGUCUAAUAUGUAUUGCUACAAGUGGCUGACAUACAUGUCAUUUAAUACACGUGUAUUCAAUCGAUCAUCCAUUUGACUCAUGCUUACAUCCACUGAAGAUCAAGCAUGUCUAAUAUGUAUUGCUACAUGUGGCUGACAUACAUGUUAUUUAAUACACAUGUGUAUUCAAUCGAUUAUCCAUUUGACUCAUGCUUACAUCCACUGAAGAUUCAAGCAUGUCUAAUAUGCAUUGCUACAUGUGGCUGACAUACAUGUCAUUUAAUACACAUUAUGUGUAUUUAAUCGAUCAUCCAUUUGACUCAUGCUUACAUCCACUGAAGAUUCAAGCAUGUCUAAUAUGUAUUGCUACAUGUGGCUGACAUACAUGUCAUUUAAUACACAUUAUGUGUAUUUAAUCGAUCAUCCAUUUGACUCAUGCUUACAUCCACUGAAGAUUCAAGCAUGUAUAAUAUGUAUUGCUACAUGUGGCUAACAUACUUUCAUUGAUUACACUUAUAUGUAUUCAAUCAAUCAACCAUUUGACUUGAGCUUACAUCCAUCCACUGAAGGUUCAUUCACAUAUUAUAUGUAUUGUUACAAGUGGAAUAAUGCACAUUUCAUUUAAAACACAUUAUAUGUAUUUUUACAUGUGUAUUAAUGUAAAUUUCAUUUAAAAUACAUUAUAUGUAUUUUUACAUGUGGAUUAAUGUAAAUUUCACUUAAAAAACAGAUGUAUUCUUACAUGAGGACUCGUGUACUUUUAUUAAAAAUUCAUUAUCAUGUAUUGUCACAUGUGGACUAAUGUAUAUUUACAACAAAUCUGUCACGCAUGAUCAAAGAGAACAAUAAAUCAUUUUGUUACGUUC